GGGAGCUCCGUGUGUCUUUCUCUGACUCCGAACCACAACUCGAGGGAUUAGACCACACCUAGUCUUAUUCAAUUCUGCUCAAGAUGGCUCUGCAAGGCGUUGAGCAGACGAUCCUUCGGGAUCCGGCUCUAUUCUACUGGAUUGUGUUCCCUAUCACUGUUGUUAUGAUUCUGACAGGUAUCCUCCGUCACUAUGCCACCGUCUUGAUGAACAACCCCCCGAAGCCGGCCUCGACGCUGGCCGAAUCCCGCGAACGUCUCGGGCUCAUUCGCGGCGUCAACCUCCGGAAUAACUCCUCCGUACUCUCCAAGGAGUCCUUCGGGAUGCGCAAGAACUACCUCGUUUCUGCCUACCAGAGCGGUGCUUUCCUCAAGGACCCCGCUAGUCGCGGCCAGCCGCCUGCGAACCCGAUGACCGAUCCUGCUGGCAUGGAGGCCAUGAUGGGCAUGAUGAAGGGGAAUAUGAUGAUGAUGAUCCCGCAGACGCUGAUUAUGAGCUGGAUUAAUGCGUUCUUUUCGGGAUUCGUGAUUUUGAAAUUACCUUUCCCGCUUACCAUUCGGUUCAAGUCGAUGCUGCAGUCUGGUGUUAUGACCCGGGAUUUGGAUGUUAGAUGGGUGUCCAGUCUUUCGUGGUAUUUCUUGAACUUGUUUGGUCUGCAGUCGGUCUUUGGGUUUAUUUUGGGUAGUGAUAAUGCGGCCAACCACAUGGCUUCGCAGAUGGCUUCGAUGAACCCUGCUGCUGGGAUUAACCCGUUCCAGCCCGGCCAGGAUCCCGAUAAGUUGUACCAGAGUGAGGCUGAGAACUUGGAGGUCAUUGAGCACUUUUGCAUUCUGGAUGGGGUCGAGGAGAGAGUGCUCGCUCAUUACGCGGGUAGGAAAAGCUAUUAGGUUAUGAUGGUCUGGCUUAUGGGUGUGUUUGGACUCUACUUGUUGAAUAUAUUAGAUGAAGUGCAGAUGUAUCAAUAUGACA
Aspergillus neoniger CBS 115656 is the source of this 969-nucleotide messenger RNA. Its product is annotated as ER membrane complex subunit EMC3. The transcript has 5 exons. The record is from RefSeq and is a predicted model, not a curated record. The coding region runs from base 84 to 887 and encodes 267 amino acids. Lineage: Eukaryota; Fungi; Ascomycota; Eurotiomycetes; Eurotiales; Aspergillaceae. Gene Ontology annotation, biological process: protein folding in endoplasmic reticulum. Gene Ontology annotation, cellular component: EMC complex; membrane.